Molecule: messenger RNA, 3360 nt
Organism: Closterium sp. Naga37s-1
Lineage: Eukaryota; Viridiplantae; Streptophyta; Zygnematophyceae; Desmidiales; Closteriaceae
Source: the annotation of a GenBank genome assembly
AUGGCGUCUCUUCAUUUCGUGCUAGAUUCAACCAUCGACGGCAGGUCGUUGGCGAUCGUCAAAGAAGCUCUUCAGCGUUUCGGACAUUUGAUUGCUAUCGGUCAGCCUCAUUCGUGGAACCAUGGUGGAAACACCACUCCGAGCGUAUCGGUCCACCACAACCGAUGGGUUCCUGAGUCCAGCCACUUUGAGCUUAUCCAGGUGUACCCAGCAGCCGAGAAACCCAACCAGACGUUUGGAUUGAGGGAGUUCAACCAUGCGCUGUCAGCCGCAAACCUCGCUCAGUCGGCCACCUCUUUGGCGCAGAGGCUACAACGAAGCCUCAGCGUCUCGCCGCCUAACCCUGGCGGCUCUGAUGCGGCCCCAUCAAACCCGUUUCUUAUGGAAGCGGGAGGAGAAGCUGGCGGUGCUGAACAGUUUCGCAGUGGAGGAGUUGGCAGUCAGAUGGCUUUUCUCGCAUCCUUGCUGCGAAUGACUACCCAGCCAAAUGCUCGGGGAAGCGUAGUUGAAGAAGCUGACAAUGGAGAGUCAGUACCGCAGAUUGCUACAUCCAAGCUGCUGGCAGGAGCAAGCUGCAAAGUCAUUUUCGUCUGUGGGUCCAUACUGCAGGACCCCUCCGAUGAGAGCUUCCACUCAGCCGUGAUGGAAGCUGCCACUCGAUGUGUCUCUGUUGACUUCCUUGUAGUCCAGCCUGCUACGGGCAACAAAGCAAACCACCACAGGACGCGAUCUGGGUAUUCAGGCGAUGUUGGUUCUCCUCCAACCAGCCAUUCAUCAAGGCUGGAGGAGCUGGAGGACGCAGUGUCGGGCUAUGAGAACUGCUCCCUGCACUGCAUGCCAUGCGAUCCCGUGCAGCUGGAUGCUCACACAAAGCGCUGGCUGCAGCACCUGCAUUCAUGUGGCGCAGACACCACCAUCGAUUUCGCCCUUCAGUUUGGAACGUCCAAGGCGAAGAGCAAGAGGACCCAGGGAGACAACACUGGUGCAGGGGCAGAGAGGGCGGCGGCUCCACUGAGCAUAACCUGCUCUGCGCAUCCAACGGUGCUGCAAUUGCACGACACCAUUCAGCCGUGCCUGACGUGCCGCUGUCACGGAGUGCCUCUGCUAUUCCCUUCCACCUUACCCAGCCCCUCAAACAGCAGACCCAGCCCCCCCUCGGCUCGCUCCUCCAACCCGUCCCUGCCUCUCGCCAAGGCACCAAGCCUGCGCUGCCCAGUCUCGGGGCAGAGGCUGGAUGCCAGUGACGUGACCAGUAACACCGUCCUGCUGGGAGCUCCAGGCAGUGGAGGGAGACGGAGAAGUGGUGGUGGUGGUGGCUCAUGGGACGGGGAUCCUGGGGUUGACGCUAGCAGGAUGUCAAGGGAGAGCGGUGGAGGGGAGGAGGAGGUUUGGAGGAGGGGGUCUCGGGGGAGAUCGAGAGGAGGGAGGGUGGGGAGGGAUGACGUGGGUGAUGCGAGCGGUGGUGGGAGUGGAGGGAGGGGAACGUUGCUGCACUUGCCGUCGUUUAAGGCGGCUAUGGAGGCUCCUCGGCUGCAUGGGGGUGGCACCCCUGCUGUGCCUCUGACUGUGGUCAAGCGAGUGCCGCUGUCGUCAGUCAGCGAAGGUCUCAUAUUUGGCCUCCCGCACGUCCUCAUGCCGUCUCAGAAUCUGGAGCUAGACUUCUCCAACAGCACAGAGCUCUCCGAGAUGGAGAGGAACGAGCACGCCUUUGCUGCGCUGUGUCGCUCGCUGAACCAGCAUGACAACGGGCUGCUGUGCUCCAGCCUCGUCAAUGCAGACACGCGAAUGGACGUCUCCUUCCCCUGCUACUACCUCCUGCUGCCCACCGAAGCUGGAUCGCUUCUCCUGCGGAGGGUGGCUUCAGCAGAGGAGCUGCUGCCCCUGCCACCACGGCCGGUCAGCAACCACGGGGAGGAGGACGAGGAGAAAGGGGAAGUGGUGGCUGCUGCUGUCGACUUGGCACUGUCUCAGCUGGAGGAGGAGGCGUUCAACCCAGUGGAGGUGGAGCGGGGCUGCCACCAGCGCCUGCAGUGGCUACUCAAAGAGAGCUUGUACUUCCAGCCCAUACCUCCAGGUCGCCAGGGCUCCAACCUGCACUCUGUCUCGCAUGGCUCUCGCUCCUCUUCACGCUCCCCCUCGUCCUCGUCACCGUCUGCCACCGCUGCCACCACAUCUGAUACUCAGGGAGGGGGUUCCCCUGCUCAGCUCGCUGCUGUCUCAGGGAGAAGGGAGAGAAGGAGGUCUGCCUCUUCGUUGCUCGUUGCUGCUGCUGGAGCUGCUGCUGCUGCUUCCGGCGCUGGCGCUGGGGCUGGUGGUGGGAGGGGGGCACUUCCUGUUUCUGCCUCAAUGGAUCAAGAGUGGGAAUCUGGGAAGCCCUCCUUCCAGUCACCUUCCUCUGGUGCUAUCUCAUCCUCCCCCUCCCACCGCAAGCUCUUCCCGUACCUCUCUGCACCCCCUCGUGCGCCUUCCCCCUCCCGGCCCUCCUCUCGCUUCAUUGUCACUACUUCGUCUCCUGUAAAAGGGCAUCCGGCAGGGAGAGCAGGGGCAGAAGCCAUGGGUCGCAUGGAGAACACAGUCGACAUAGGAAAGGGUAUUGACCCUGCCACUGCAACUACCAGUGCUUCUGCUGCUGCUGCUGCUGCUGCUGCUGCAGUGCGUGCUCCAGCACAGUCACUACCAGUGAACAGAGGGUUCCUGAGCACCCCUCCUGCAGAUGGGGACGAAGAUGAUAUUGAGGAAGGCGGAUCAGCAGCAUGGGCUGUCGAGCUAGAGCGCCUCUCGAGCGGUGUGGGCAAGGGCGCAAAUGGGGAUGCUACCAGGUUCGCAGGCGACUUGGGGGAAGAGCAGCAGAAGAUGCAGGCUGUGCAAAUGCUGCCCGAGCUGCAGCUCCCUCCCUCCAGAUCCGCCCACCCCCAGAAUGCACCGGCUGCUCAUCUCUCAGAACGGACUGCUCCCUCAGGCUACUCGCGCCCUUCUCCCCCUCCAGCCUUGUCAGCAGACUCUCGUAUCCGGCUGGCACGAAGGCAAACAGCAGAAGUGGCCCCCCUGUCCGCCCCUGUGUCCGCCCCUCUGCAAGACAGCAGCAAUCUGCAGCCGCAGGCACAGACAGCUCUGGCCGUGCAGAGAAACCCUGUAGACAAGCCUCAGUUCUCCCAGGCACCCAGAUUUGCGUCUAUUCCAGGCAUGCAGAGGGCUGGCAUGGGUGGUGGGAGGUACGUUCAACGAGUGCCUGGGGCACCUGGGCUUGGAAACUCUGAGUUGAGCAGGAGGGGAGGUGAUGCUGGGACGGAGGGUGAGAGGGCAUCAGGUAAGGGGUCCAGAAAAGGGGGGUUCAGGAGAAUUCGUCAGGGAAAAAUCUGA